Coregonus sp. 'balchen' is the source of this 12436-nucleotide messenger RNA. The record is from the annotation of a GenBank genome assembly. Lineage: Eukaryota; Metazoa; Chordata; Actinopteri; Salmoniformes; Salmonidae.
GUACUUAUUGGUUCUCCCCUGGCCGGCCAGCCAGCCAAACGGACUGGAGAUGUCUACAAAUGCCCUGUGGGUCGAGGACCAAACCCUAAAUGUAUCAAACUGGAGCUGCCUGGUGAGCACUAGUUUAUAGUGUGUGUUUGCAUGUGUAGGUGCAUGUGUAUGUUAUUGAAACUCCCUCUAUUAGCUGUGUCUGAGUUGAGGCUUAGCCCCUCAUAUUGUCCGGUGUGCUGGUCUGGGACUCCCUGCCUCCCUCCCUGGGGAGUGUGCUGGACAGGACGUGAGCCAAAGCAGCACCACAGCAGCACAGGAAGACACUACAUAAACAGGAUUUUAAUGUCUCAUCUCAUUCACUCAUAAUUAUAUCAUGCUAACUAGAUAACCAACAUGACUCCUCUGCUGCAUGCGCUUCAUGCACCAUGCCUCUGGGCUUCUGAUGACGCUGACUCAAUACUGAACAGGAUUGGGUUCAAUUCCAUUUCAAUAAAGUCAAUGAAGGAAGUAAACUGAAUUGACUGAAUUGAAAUGGAAUUGACCCCAACCCUGAUACUGACCCACUUCACAAAGGCAGGGUUGAGAUUAGUUAGGAUUACUAAAUCAAUUUAGUGGAACUAAAUCAAUUCAUUUUGGGGGAUAUAUUAUAAUUUUGUAACACAUUUUGCUGACAUUAUCUGUUGUUUUGUAAAGUAUUUUGAUGUUUUAUAUCUGUUUAUGUAUUUAUUAUACAGUAUAUAUUUUAAUGUUCUCUGGUAAAAUUAUAAGAAUAUUUGUCCACCAUACAAUCUGGUCAUAUACAGUGUGAGCAUGACAAUUACUGUACUAUCCUAGAGCUUGACAGGGCCAUGUGUUGUUCUGCAGUCACUAGACGUGACGUGAAUUAUGAGUACAGAGAGUACUUUAUCAGAGUAGCCUACAUGAUUAGAGAGUGGUCCUCUGUAGCUCAGCUGGUAGAGCACGGCGCUUGUAACGCCAGCGUAGUGGGUUCGAUCCCCAGGACCACCCAUACACAAAAAUGUAUGCACGCAUGACUGUAAGUCGCUUUGGAUAAAAGCGUCUGCUAAAUGGCAUAUUAUUAUUAUAUUAUGAUUACUCAUAAGACGUCUUUGAAAAAUGCUUCUAGACAGAGAGCACAUUUAAUUAUACAUAGAAUGCCAUUUAGCAGACACUUUUAUCCAAAGAGACUUACAAGUUACAACAGUGUAUUUACAUACAUUUUAGUAUUUGUGACCCCAGCCAGAAUUGAACCCACAACCCUGGUGUAGCUAAAGCCAUGCUCUUACACAGGACCAAUUCAGCACACACCGCUAACUACGCUACGGUAUUUAUGCUGGAAAACAAAAGGUACAUGUAGUCUUUUAUCAGUAAAGACUGUAGAAAUAGCCCAUAGCCUAUCCAUCAUUAUCUGAGGUAGAAAACUAUCCUAUAAAUAACUACAUGUCAAUAGUGCACAUCGUCAAAAGCGAGGUCCGGAGGGUUCAAAGGUUCUGGAAGGGUGGUCUGUCUUUCUGCCUAUGGGAAAAUGGAUAGAGGAAUUUGACCAGCUGUUCUUUCUUUUCAAGGACUCUUUCACUGACUUUAUAUAUUCCAUAUUUUCCCAGAAAACACAACAAUUCCUAACUUACACGAAGUCAAGGAAAACAUGACCAUGGGAACAACGUUGGUUACCAACCCUCAAGGAGGCUUUCUGGUAAGAGGCCAUGUGGGAAUGUAGAUGUCAGCCCUGGACUGUACGGUUGUUACUAUAUGUAGAGCUAACAUAUAUAUCACACACACGCACGCCAGUGGAAGCUGCUGAGGGGAGGACGGCUCAUAAUGAUGGCUGGAAAGGAGUGAAUGGAAUGGCAUCACCAUGGAACCCAUGUGUUUGAUGUAUUUGACGCCAUUCCACUUAUUCCACUCCAGCCAUUACCACAAGCCCGUCCUCCCCAAUUAAGGUGCCACCAACCUCCUGUGACGCACUCACACGCUCUCUCCAUUACAGUCUCUCUAUCGCUCUCUCUCUCUCUCUCGCUCUCUGUCUAUAAGAAUGGGUCCGAGUAUUUAUAAUGAUGACAUAAGAUAUAAAUUACAAAGCCCGGAUCUGACCAGAACUUCCCCUCUGCCUCUUCACUGUACCUCACUGCUCAUAUAUGGACUGUUGAAUAGAGAGUCUUAGCCUAUCAGAUCCUGUACUUCAGAGAGUCAGUUACUUCGAGUCCAAAUUAAAGACCUUAACCCUGUGUGCAUGUGUGUGUAGCGUUCAUGGUCUCAUGAUGAGGUAGCGCUGUAAUCCUGCCUGCAACUUCAAAAGGUUUCACCCUCUACACAAGAGGGAAUGUCCUAUUGGGCUAACAGUUAAGGCUUUGGUUUUUCCCGUGGCUGACCCUACUUCAGAUCCCGCCGUGACACGUGUGUACUCUUUUCAUCCAGGCUUGUGGUCCCCAGUAUGGCUACAUGUGUGGUCAGCAGACGUACAUCUCUGGGGUCUGUACCAACGUCAGCUCAACCUUCCAGGUACUCAACUCCAUCGCCCCGGCCGUGCAAGGUACAGGACAACAACAAAACACACACACACACCGAGAACUACAGUCAGACCAGAGCUGCAUGAUCCCUCACCCUGGUGUUCCUUUUACAUCCCACCCCUCACACAGACAGACCCCCCCCCAACCCAUUCCGCUCUUCACACCCUAACCAACCAAUCCCUAGAGCCACGUGGCCAGAGAGAAAUAUCACUUGUGUACAUAAGAGCAUUCCACUUAGUGUAAACUACUCUCCAGUCUCCUGCUGCCAUGCAUGCCCAAGUUAGGACAGAUUUUAGAGAGACUUGUCAUCGCUGUCUGAACUCUGCAAAUUGACAGCAAGAAGCCCAAACCAGAUAAUACUUGACUAAAACGUAAUAAUUGCUAACCUUGUAUACGAUCACAUACAGUAUAUCGCUCUAUUAUGCGUGGGAAUACUUUGGAACAGAUUUCCAGAAUUAAAAUCACUUGGAGCUGAUUUGCUGGUGAUUUUACGGUCUUUUAUGUCCAACAAUAAAAAAAUAAACAUUUUGCUCAGAAAACUUGGGGGGCCAAAUAAAAUCACCCGCAGGUCGCCAGUUGGGGAACCCCGGUGUAGACUAUUAAGUCACAGUAUAGAUGAGAUACAGCUUUCCACCACUGUGUAGUCUCACUCACAGACAUUGUAAUGGACAUGCAUUCUAAGCAGAUUAUUGUUUAGUCUGUAGCUGUGUUUCAAUAUCCGUACUGGCAUACCACUUAGAAUGCAUGUCCAAUAGAAUGCAUGUCCAUUGCUUCAUUCUAAGUAGUAUUCUAAGUAGUAUACUAUGGUAGUGUGGAUAUUGGAACAAGGCCUUUUUACAAGACUAAAGAGGGACUACUGUAGAUGGGAGAGCUUCUCUGUAUUGUAGUGUUCUCACUCUCUUCAUCUCUCUCCACUGCACAAACCAACUGUUUAAUGCAUUUAUUGUAUAAAAACUGUUGGCAACUGUGGCUUUAAUAGUUUAAACAUUGAUGUACAAAACACGUCUAAUGUUUUCCAACUAACUUCUACAUUGCAUGUAAUAUGUGAUAUAUUGGUUCUGUUACACAGAUCAUAACAGCCACGUUAUUUGAAUCCCUCUUGUAUUCCAGAGUGUGCCAAAGAGCUUGACAUUGUCAUGGUGCUUGACGGCUCCAAUAGUAUAUGGCCAUGGAACAGCAUCAUUGAGUUCCUGGUUAAGUUUCUGAAGAAUAUCGAAAUUGGACCUAAACUGUCCCAGGUGAUUUCUUCUUUCUAUUUUCACCCAAAAAAACUUUAAGGACACAGUAUCAACUCUGGGCCAUGACUGAGAGAGGGGUAGAAGGGAGGGAUAUAAGGGAGGGAUAGAAGGGAGAGAUAGAAGGGACCAUAUAAUAAUAAUAAUAAUAAUAAUAAUAAUAAUAAUAAUAAUAUGUCAUUGUCUUGCCUUUGAGUUGCAUGCAUAUUAUGCUAAUCUUCAUUACAGUCACGAGUCUCACAACCACUGUUAAAUCAUCGCUUAUACUGUUAUUAGUUUAAAGUCCAAGGGCAUUAUAUGGAUGGAGAGUCCUUUUUAGAAUACCCCUGCCCCUGGAGAGGAGCUGCUUCACAGUGGUUUAGCUUAAUGGUGAAAUUACAGUUUCCCUCUGUGCUGCACUGGAAAAUAUUGUCCUACAAAGUUCUCCCUUUAUAGAUCACAUAUUCCAGAGCCGGAUAAGUAUCCUGUGUGCUAUAUAAAGAGAAUGACAUCACAUUAGAAUCACCAGAACAAACCACAUAUCCUUCCUUACCAGACUGUCUCAGUCUAUUGGAGUGUGCCACAGGAAGGGACACAGUUAUAGAAGAGGGAACUGGAGAGAAGGGCAGAGAGUGAGAUGAGGGUGAAGGAGGUUAAAGGGAAGAGAGUGAGUGAGAUGAGGGUGAAUUUGUGUGUUUGAGUGAGUGUCUGUCUGAAUCCAGUCUUUUUGUUCCAGGUGGGCAUUGUGUCAUAUGGAGAGCAAGUCAUUCACAAUGUGAACCUCAGCCAGUUUAGUAACACUACAUCCCUCCUGGACAAAGUGAUGAAUCUUAAGCAGCAACAGGGUGUCAGGACCAUGACCUUCCUGGGUAUCGACACGGCAAGGUGCAGUACAAGAGUCUGGUCAUGCUCAGUUUACAAACAUUUUACUUAAUUGAAUUGAGUUCAGUUGAAUUUAGUGUUCCACUCAGUUAAGUAUGUCUAUUUCUUGUACAGUGUGUGAAGUGAGUGAACAUGAAUGAUGAAUUCCCAAAGCGUCUCUCUCUUAUGCUUAGAAUUUAUGGCUUGAACACUGAAACACACUCUUGCCUUCAUUGUACUAGAUCUGAUGUAUAAUGCUAUUUUCACAUCUCAUGAUCACAGUGAUGUCACUACCUAUGCCAUGAGCUUUGACCUUGACCUCUAAUCAACCCUGUUGACCCCUCAGGAAAGAGGCCUUCACUGUGGAGCGAGGGGCGCGGCCGGGGGUCAAGAAGGUCAUGAUAAUCGUGACGGAUGGAGAGUCACAUGACUCUCACAACCUCAAAACUGUCACUGCAGAAUGCGAGAAAGACGACAUUGAGAGGUUCGGUAUUGCUGUGAGUAUAAGGCCAUCAAAACCAUAAUACCUCAUUAUUAAUACCUCAAUACCCUCACCACAGUAAAAGCUGUAACAUACCUUUCAGUCAGGACAAGAUCACAGUCACAUCCCUAACAGACCUCAAAUAAACACACCAUAUAUCACCUAGUUUAAAUGGUUUGGUAGCUUGGAGCUUGGUGCAAGAAGGAUGAGUGUUGCAAAACCCCGGGACCUUUCCAAAAAUUCCCAGGUUUUCCAGAAAUCCUGGUUGGAGGCUUCUAUGAAUCAGGAGAUAAUAAGCAGUAAGGGAAUCCUCCAACUGGGAAUCUUCCAGCCCAGGCAGGCCAAGGAUUAUGGGUUCAGUUACUGUUUCCUACACGGACCACAUUCUGUAAUAUAGAGGACUGUUUUUCAGACUUGAUAUCGUCAUUGCGAAUAUGAAUCUGUUCUUAAUUGACUUACCUGUAUAUAUAACGGUUAGUUGAAUAAAUAAAAUAAAAAAUACAAUUAUUUUUUUCUUCAGGUUCUUGGUGAUUACAACAGGAACAACAGAAGCAUCAAUGAGGUUAAAAGUUCAUUGAGGAGAUCAAGAACAUUUCCAGCGAUCCUGUGGGAGAUCACUUCUUCAAUGUGUCCGAUGAGUUUGCCUUGCUUACCAUCGUAGAUGCUCUGGGAAGCAGAAUCUUUGCCUUGGAGGGUAGGCUGAGCUAGUUUCUUCUAUAUAAAUCAUGACAUGCUUUGUGCUGCUUUGAACUCAGUGAUAACAAUGGCAAGUGCGCUUAUUCUCCAGAACUGUGCAAGAGUUCUUCUCUACAGUGGCUUGCGAAAGUAUUCACCCCCCUUGGCAUUUUUCCUAUUUUGUUGCCUUACAACCUGGAAUUAAAAUUGAGGGGGGGGGGGGUUGUAUCAUUUGAUUUACACAACAUGCCUACCACUUUGAAGAUGCUCUUGGGGUAUGUCUCUAUAAGCUUGGCACAUCUAGCCACUGGGAUUUUUGCCCAUUCUUCAAGGCAAAACUGCUCCAGCUCCUUCAAGUUGGAUGGAUUCCGCUGGUGUACAGUCAUACCACAGAUUCUCAAUUGGAUUGAGGUCUGGGCUUUGACUAGGCCAUUCCAAGACAUUUAAAUGUUUCCCCUUAAACCACUUGAGUGUUGCUUUAGCAGUAUGCUUAGGGUCAUUGUCCUGCUGGAAGGUGAACCUCCGUCCCAGUCUCAAAUCUCUGGAAGACUGAAACAGGUUUCCCUCAAGAAUUUCCCUGUAUUUAGCGCCAUCCAUAAUUCUUUCAAUUCUGACCAGUUUCCCAGUCCCUGCCGAUGAAAAACAUCCCCACAGCAUGAUGCUGCCACCACCAUGCUUCACUGUGGGGAUGGUGUUUUCGCGGUGAUGAGAGGUGUUGGGUUUGCGCCAGACAUAGUGUUAUCCUUGAUGGCCAAAAAACUCAAUUUAAGUCUCAUCUGACCAGAGUACCUUCUUCCGUAUGUUUGGGGAGUCUCCCACAUGCCUUUUGGUGAACACCAAACGUGUUUGCUUCUUUUUUUCUUUAAGCAAUGCCUUUUUUUCUGUCCACUCUUCCGUAAAGCUCAGCUCUGUGGAGUGUACGGCUUAAAGUGGUCCUAUGGACAGAUACUCCAAUCUGCGCUGUGGAGCUUUGCAGCUCCUUCAGGGUUAUCGUUGGUCUCUUUGUUGCCUCUCUGAUUAAUGCCCUCCUUGCCUGGUCCGUGAGUUUUGGUGGGCGGCCCUCUCUUGGCAGGUUUGUUUUGGUGCCAUAUUCUUUCAAUUUUUUUAUAAUGGAUUUAAUGGUGCUCCGUGGGAUGUUCAAAGUUUCUGAUAUUUUUUUUAUAACCCAACCCUGAUCUGUACUUCUACACAACUUUGUCCCUGACCUGUUUGGAGAGCUCCUUGGUAUUCAUGGUGCCGCUUGCUUGGUGGUGCCCCUUGCUUAGUAGUGUUGCAGACUCUGGGGCCUUUCAGAACAGGUGUAUAUAUACUGAGAUCAUGUGACAGAUCAUGUGUACACUUAGAUUGCACACAGGUGGACUUUAUUUAAUUAAUUAUGUGACUUCUGAAGGUAAUUGGUUGCACCAGAUCUUAUUUAGGGGCUUCAGAGCAAAGGGGGUGAAUACAUAUGCACGCACCACUUUUCCGUUAUUUCUUUUUCUCUAAUUUUUUGAAACACAAUAUUUUUUACAUUUUACUUCACCCAUUUGGACUAUUUUGUGUAUGUCCAUUACAUGAAAUCCAAAUAAAAAUCAAUUUAAAUUACAGGUUGCAAUGCAACAAAAUAGGACAAACGCCAUGGGGGAUGAAUACUUUUGCAAGACACUGUACAUAGUGAAAUAAACAGAGAUUUGAUAUUAAUCCCCAAGGGGAAGUGAGUUAUCAUCCAAAAAGCCACACAGAGUCAUACAAUUAAAACAAUAACGACAUUAAAAACAGUCCAUAGACAGUUACAAUGAAAAUGGAUCAGUGAGAGUGAUUGUAUAGUAACGGAUCAAUGUGAAUGUCCUUUCCACAGCAACGUCAGGUAACUACACCUCGUCGUUUGAGAUGGAGAUGUCCCAGGCUGGUUUCAGUGCCCACACCUCUAAGGUGAGUCCACAUUACAUACUGUUGUUUUGUUCUACUCCUGGGGCAUAUUCAUUACACCGAUUCUGUUGCAAAACAUUUCUUAAAUGGAAGCGAACGAAACAUGAGGGGACCUAACUGUUUGCUCUGUUUGCUUCCAUUCGGUUCUAAAACGGGAAAUGGUUUUCGUAAAUAAAUACAACUCUGCUUUCCUUUCCCCUUUCCUACUAACUAACUCCUUCUACCCCUGCUUUCCACUGUCCUACACUGUUAAAAGAAACAGUUUGAAAAUAUGCAGCUAGGCUUUUCCAACACCAGGAGGCAACUAAUUGCAUAAAUCUAUCAAAUGUUUUAUGUUUCAAAAUACUCUCUUUUAAUAGUGUACUCCCACUGUCCUAGCCCACUGGGCUAAAGGGUGCAGCAUAUUACCGUGGGGAUCGGUUUAUAGGAUAUCACGCUUGUGAAUCUUUGACUGCCCGCUUAUCAGCCCAAGUCAGAUACAGUACAGAACGACGGUGUGUGUUGUGUUAUUCACUGGGCACAGACGUCAAUUCAACGUCUAUUUCAUUGAAAUGACGUGGAAACCAGUGGCGAUUUUAGCAUGUAAAUCUUGGUGGGGCAAAAAAGUAAUAUAUGGGAUCCAUGCCAGCAAAGCCACUACACAACACAAAAUACAUUAAUUUCACUAUAACGGUGACAAACGGUGCCCACAAACUGUUAGGGCCUACAUACAGCUGUCCCAACACCUUAUCACUGCUACACCUGGCUUUCAGCGGAGUUGUCUGGCAGCGAAACAGUUCAUUCAGCCUCAUUUACUGCCUUUAAAAAAAACAUAGCUGAUAUGGCUGACUUGCUUAAAUAAAUGUGGUUUCUACUGACAAUUGAGAUGUACAAACUAUGGCAUAAGGGGACGACAAGCGGAUAAGAGGCAAUCCUUAAUUUCGAAUAAGAUAUUAAUUAGCGAGCUGCGACGGACGAAGUCAGUAUAACUGUUUGUUCAGCACUUUUGAAAUGUACAGCGACAGAAUUCAGAACAUGGGCCAUUCUUACAGUAUUCUCCCUGUACACCAAGGCAGAACCGUAGGAUAAGUAAAGGGGGCAUAUAAGCAGACAAUGAAAGUUCUUACAAUAUUCAAUGAUGACAUUUCUCUAAAACAGGUUAUAGGCUACAUGUGUACCACCAAGUUAGAACUAGGUGAAAUUAAGAAGUGAAAAUAUACCAAAUUAUUAGGGUGAGGCACAUUGAACGCCGUUUGGGUCUUUACGUGUCAAAAAAGAAACACGUCAAAUAACACUAUUUGACCCGUUAAAUAAGCUUUUAAUUUGACACGUCAAAUAACACAAUUUUAUUAUAGAAUUUGCACGUGCAAGCCAAGCGCCACCACUACUAUCAGUAGCACUGUCAAAGCUAUACAAAAACAAGUCUGCAAACAAGCACACACCGGCCAUGAACGAUGUGUUUACAAUACCGUGUUUACAAUACCAAAUUAUUAGGGUGAGGCACAUGGGCUUAUAACAGCUUACUACACAACAUACACUUAGUAUUACUUUCUUAGCUACAGUAUACAUAUCUCCCUUGCAUAUUACAUAAUUUAUGCAGCAGCAUACAAGACAUUUUUGGACUCACCUUGUUUUGCUGUGCUCACUUAAACAGGAAGGUGGCACAGCGGUCCUUUGUGGGCAAAUUUUCAUCAAAGUCUGGCAUUCUCUGGAUUUAUGGUGGGAACUCGUAAAAAAGCCACACAGCCACUCCACUGAAUAGCAGGCUAGUGAUUGCUUUGCAAUGCUUGCAGUUAGCCACUGAUUCCUUCCAAACCACUCAUUGUUGAAUUUACGAUUUCCAACUUGUUGGUUAAUGUUUAUGUCCAAUGGCCAAUGAGCACCGAUAAGUUUGAUCUAUAAUUUCUCUUCAUUAUUUCUCUUCAUAUGACAAGGAUUAAAAAGGAUUUGCCAGUAGAUUGUCGAUUUGAUUAAUGAUGAUGACUGUGAGCUAAUAAUUUGAAAGUAAGAUGUUGACAUGAUCAGUCCAAUCAAAGCUACUGUACAUAUAACGUGAUUUGACGUCAUUUUAUCUGUGGCCAAUGACCUUGAGCCUUCUUGGAAGGGUACUUCUAAUGUAACUCUAUGGCAGCACCCAAAGGGCUUACAUUUUGGAUGUAUACCCUUACUAAGGACUUAGACUUGGCGGUGACAUAGUGUCCCCAUGAGUGACAGAACACUGAGCCAAUCACGGCGCAAUGCUCCUAUUUUCUGAUGGCUUGCCCCACCACCACAGAAAGCACUGAGCUAGGCUGAAACACCUGCAUUUUGGAGCUGCGGCUUUAUUAACUGAAUUAUAUAUAUUUUUACAUUGUUUGCAAACUGAUAUGUGACACGUAUUAAUGCCAAAAUAACAUGCAAAAGAGGCAAUCCCCCUCCCCACCAAACAAAUAUGUAUUUAUUUAUUUAUUUGCUAAAAAUGUGGGGCUCAAAACAGGUAGGGCAGUCGCCACUGGUGGAAACAAUGUUGAUUCAACCGGUGUGUGCCAAGUGAGAUCUUUCAUUCAUCAAGAUGAACUAUCCCUGUGCUGGUUCACCGUGAUCCAACGAAUGUUCUGGAGACAGAGGGACCCUCUGUCCUCUCUUUCCUCUCCUCUCUCAGCCCAGAGAGAACUGUGCUGUGGGGGAGAGGAGAACUAAGAAGAGACGACUUUUCCCGUGAGAGGAUGUUCACUUUGAACAAACAAAUAAAUGUAUUCUCCCAAACCUUAUGUGCAUUCAUCAGGCAUUGCCCCUCCGUAGAUGAGUUGGAGUAAACAUGCUCUACACUCUUACAAAAAAGGGUUAUUUGGUUGUCCCCAUAGGAGAACCCUUUUUGGUGGAAAGGGUUCUACAUGGAACUCAAAAGGGUUCUUCCUAAACUUUUGGUUUCACCAAAUGUUUACAUUCUGUCAUAAAGAGCACAUGUUCAACUUAAUAAAAAACAUGUUUUCCCAUCUCAAAAGGUUAAAUAAAAAAAAUGACUAUAUUAAGUGCCAAAUAAAGUAACAAGGUUGACCGUAAAAGGGUUGACAAUUUCUUCUAAUAUCAGCCAUAAAUCCCCUUGUGGCAGGGGUAAUGGAAGUUUGUUUUGUGCAACAGAGAGUGGCAAUUGAAUGCAAGCUUCACCCCCAAAAAAUAAUUGUUAAAACAUUUCUAGCCUAUCUAUGGGCAACAGGGUUGACAUGUUAUGUUCAACCUACUCAGUUUUCCACCGCAAAACACCAGAACAUUCCCAAAAAGAGUUGAACCUGCUCACCUGCUUUUACUACAUGAAUUGACUAUUAGAUGUUCACUGUAUCUUUUUUUUUAUGAAUAGUUUCACCGUAUUAAAACAAAUGGAUGCAAAAGGCACUUAUUUCGUGGAACGACACAGAUCCAUCUUGUGAAAUACUUGACCCUGCCCUGUCUUCCUGUAGUCAUGAAACAGGGUCUUCUUCUUCAUGUUCUAUGGGGGAAAUGGCUACUUGACACAGUGCAUUGUGACAGUGGUCUUUCUCACUGUGGUCACUGGUCUGUUUAGCCUUCACUCAAAUUAGACUUUUCCACUGCCUGGGGGGUCUCUUCCUGUUUCCUGUGCUGUAGCAUAACUGUCUCAAAGAGUUGGAUGAAGGCCCUUAAUGUCACUGCCCAUGCUGUCACAGAAGACGCCAUUACAAAGACAAGAGAUGAGCUUUCUAGUGUCUCUAUGAGCUGUUGUCUCAUCUGACUCUAUCAUUUUUUAUGUGUGCAUUGUUCUAUCAGGAAACAAUGUGGCUGGGUCCACAGAAAAGGCUGCUUCGAAAAGGGCCGAGUACUAGAGAUGAGAGAGAGCGCGAGAGAGAGAGAGAGCGAGAGGAGCGGAGGAGAGAGGAGAGCGAAGACGAGCAGAGAGCAAGAGAGAGAGAGAGAGAGAGAAAGAAGAGAGAAAGAGGAGAAAGAGAGAGACAGGCAGAGAUAGAGCGAGAGAAAGAGAGAGAAGAAAGCGAGUAGAAAGCCGAACUAGCGCUAGAUCUUAAUACUAUAGCGAUACCUAAGAAAGACUCUAUGACUCUCUCUCUAUCGCUCAGAUAGAUCUCAUCUCUCCUCUCUCUCUCUCUCUCUCUCUCUCUCCUCUUCUCCCUUUCUACCCAACCUGCUGUCUCGACCUCUGAAUGCUCGGCUAUGAAAAGCCAACUGACAUUUACUCCUGUGGUGCUGACCUGGUUGCACCCUCUACAACCACUGUGAUUAUAUUUGACCCUGCUGGUUAUCAGUGAACGUUUUUAACAUCUUGAAGAACGAUCUGACCUUAAUGGCCAUGUACUUUUAUAAUCUCCCACCCGGCACAGCCAGAAGAGGACUGGCCCACACCUAAGAGCCUGGUUCCCCUCUAGGUUUCUUCCUAGGUUCCUGCCUUUUAGGGAGUUUUUCCUAGCCACCGUGCUUUCUACAUAUGCAUUGCUUGCUGUUUGGGGUUUUAGGCAGGGUUUCUCUAUAAGCUCUUUGUGACAUCUGCUGAUGUAAAAAGGAUUUUAUAAAUACAUUUUAUUAUAGUCCUUAAUACAAAAUGAUGUCAGUCACAGGUCUGUAGGUUUCGAAAAACAGGAUUAUGGAAAGGACAGAUACGGUACAUAUUGUUGUACUGGCUGAGGCAAAUGUAUUUUACAUUUGUUAAAUACAAUUAAUUAAUUAAUUCAUAGGAGGGUGUAAUGCUGGGUGCAGUUGGGGCGUAUGAGUGGAACGGGACAGUGGUGAUGCACACAGACCAGGGUACCAUGGUUCCCCUAAACGCAGACUUCCAAGACCCACGGGACGAGAGGAAGGAGAGCCUGGCGGGGUAU